GUCCCAAGCGACCAGCAGACGUUCUUUAAAUGUUUGUCCAAUGAAUAAAUAACUGACCUCGAUUUUGGAGAGAGCUGGGGACAGGGAAAGACCCGAGAUGAGGUUGAGGCUGUCCUUAAGAUGAGUGCCACAAUCAGCCUCUUGAUGAAAAGCCGCGUGCCCGCCGGUAGUGCAGAAAAGACUUUUGAGCUCACGAUGAAGCCGGACGGGCCUCGCUUGCGUCUGAGUUCCGUGGUCUUCGGGUUCUUGCUUCUCCUCGUCCCGGGCCAGGGCCAGGACUCUACCCGCCCUGUCCGGACCACACACACAGGGAAGGUGCAGGGGAGCCUUGUCCACGUGAGGAAUGCUGAUGUGGGGGUCCACACCUUCUUGGGAAUUCCCUUUGCCAAGCCACCUGUAGGGCUGCUGCGAUUUGCACCCCCGGAGCCCCCAGAAUCUUGGAGCGGUGUAAAGGAUGUGACUUCCCAUCCAGCCAAGUGUCUGCAGGACGUCGACGGCAUGAAAAGAAUGACUGAUAAACUAUGGAAUGUGACCCUGCCUUCUACCUCCAUGUCUGAAGAUUGUCUGUACCUCAACAUCCACACACCUGCCCAUUCCCACGAGGGCUCCAAUCUGCCUGUGAUGGUGUGGAUCCAUGGUGGCGGGCUUGUCCUGGGCAUGGCUUCCAUGUAUGACGGCUCUGCCAUGGCGGCCUUUGAGGAUGUGGUGGUGGUCGUUAUCCAGUACCGCCUGGGUUUGCUGGGCUUCUUCAGCACUGGAGACAAGCAUGCAACUGGCAACUGGGGCUACCUGGAUCAAGUGGCCGCACUGCGCUGGGUCCAGCAGAAUAUAGCCUACUUUGGAGGCGACCCUGGCCGUGUCACAAUUUUUGGCGAGUCUGCAGGUGGAAUAAGCGUGUCUUUGCACCUCAUGUCCCCCAUGUCCCAAGGACUCUUCCAUGGCGCCAUCAUGGAGAGUGGGGUGGCCCUGCUGCCUGGCUUCACUGCCAACUCAUCUGACAAGGUCUCCAAAGUGGUGGCCAACCUGUCUGCCUGUGGGCAGGCUGACUCAGAGGCCCUGGUGGACUGCCUGCGGCACAAGAAUGAAGAGGAGAUUCUGGACAUCAACAAGCCCUUCAAGAUCAUCCCCGGCCUGGUGGAUGGGGUCUUCCUGCCCAAGCACCCCCAGGAGCUGCUGGCCUCUGCGGACUUUCGACCUGUCCCCAGCAUCAUUGGUGUCAACAACGAUGAGUGUGGUUGGAUCAUCCCCUUGACCGUGAACAGUUCUGACACCAGGAGGGAAAUGAGCAGAGAGUCCAUGAGGGAUGCCUUGCAGGAAUUGGCAGCAGUGACGGCUAUGCCUCCUGAGUUUGGUGACCUGUUGCUGGAGGAGUACAUAGAGGACAGUGAGGACCACCAGACCCUCCAAAACCAGUUCCAUGAGAUGAUGGAGGACUACAUUUUCGUGAUCCCUGCACUUCAAGUAGCAAUGUUUCAUCGUCCCCACGCCCCCGUCUACUUCUACGAGUUCCAACAUCAGUCCAGCUUCUUCAAGGAUGUCAGGCCGAGCCAUGUGAAGGCGGACCAUGGAGAUGAGGUUCUCUUCCUCUUUAGGAAUGAGCGAAUCCAAUUCACUGAGGAGGAGGAGCUGCUGAGCAGGAGGAUGAUCAAGUAUUGGGCCAACUUUGCUCGAAAUGGGAACCCCAAUGGUGAGGGUCUGCCCCACUGGCCGAUGUUCGACCAGGAGGACCGAUACAUGCAGCUGAACACGCAGCCUGCAGUGGGCCGGGCCCUGAAGGCCCGCAGGCUCCAGUUCUGGAUGAAGACCCUACCCCAGAAGAUACAGGAGCUAACGGAGACCAAGGAGAAGCACACAGAAUUGUAGCUCCCUGCAUCUGGGGGUGGGGGCUGGGGGCUUGAGUACAGGUGGGACUCUGCCGGAUGUGCCCACAGAUGCCCAGGGAGGAGCCAGCAGUUUUUCCCUUCAUUCACACAGCCAUUCAUUCAUUCAUUCUUCUACCCAUCUAUCCAUCCAGCAAGCAUUGAAGAACCGACUGCCUGAUGUUCCCAAGCCUGUCAUGGGUCCUCUCUUCUCAGACACAGUCAAUAAACCUUCCCAGGAAGCUGCAUGAGCAAACACUAA
This is a messenger RNA of Cervus elaphus (red deer), 2121 nucleotides long. RefSeq names its product carboxylesterase 2 (gene CES2). NCBI's taxonomy places the organism in Eukaryota, Metazoa, Chordata, Mammalia, Artiodactyla, Cervidae. The record is from RefSeq and is a predicted model, not a curated record. Gene Ontology annotation, cellular component: intracellular membrane-bounded organelle. Gene Ontology annotation, molecular function: carboxylic ester hydrolase activity. The transcript has 13 exons. The coding region runs from base 121 to 1863 and encodes 580 amino acids.